UCCUACAAAUAGAUGGCGGGAAAAAAUCACAGCAUUGAAGCAGACACUAACCGACUGAAAUAAACUUAAACUCAUUCUCUCUCCUCAGACCUCCAAAAACAACAACAAUGGCGAAAACAGUAUUCACUGACGAAGCCAUACUUAUUGAAGAAGAUGAAAAAGAACAGAUGAUAAUAGAAGAAGAAGAUGAUGAAUUAAUUUCUACAACAACAACAACAACAAAAGAACCCCCCAAAAUCCACCGUUUAGAAGAAUCAGUCAUCAAUCGCAUUGCAGCAGGCGAAGUCAUUCAACGGCCAGUUUCCGCCAUUAAAGAGCUUGUCGAGAAUAGUCUUGAUGCUCAAGCUUCCUCCAUUAAUGUCGUUGUUAAAGAUGGUGGACUUAAACUUAUUCAAGUCUCCGACGACGGCCAUGGAAUUAGGGUUGAAGAUUUGCCGAUUCUUUGUGAACGACAUACGACGUCGAAGUUGUCGAAAUUUGAGGAUUUGCAGACGAUUAAAUCGAUGGGGUUUAGAGGUGAGGCGUUGGCGAGUAUGACUUAUGUAGGUCAUGUGACGGUUACUACUAUAACUUCUGGACAAUUGCAUGGAUAUAGGGUUUCUUAUAGAGAUGGUGUAAUGGAGAAUGAGCCUAAGCCUUGUGCUGCUGUAAAAGGAACUCAGAUUAUGAUCGAAAACCUUUUCUAUAAUAUGAGUGCAAGGAGGAAAACACUUCAGAAUUCAGGUGAUGAUUAUCCAAAGAUUGUUGACUUGCUUAGUCGGUUUGCGAUUCAUCAUAUGGGUGUGGGUUUUUCCUGUAGAAAGCAUGGGGCUGCAAGAGCUGAUGUUCACACUGUUGCCACAUCUUCCAGAAUUGAUGCAAUUAGAUCUGUUUAUGGCGUAUCUGUUGCCCGCAAUCUUAUAAGAAUAGAAGUCUCAGGUGAUGAUCCAUCUAGCUCAAUUUUUAACAUGAAAGGUUUCAUCUCCAACUCCAAUUACGUAGCCAAGAAGAUAACUAUGGUGCUGUUCAUUAAUGAUAGGUUGGUCGAGUGCUCUGCUUUGAAAAGAGCUAUAGAAAUUGUUUAUGCUGCAACCCUACCUAGAGCAUCAAAACCUUUUGUAUAUAUGUCAAUUACCUUGCCACCUGAGCAUGUUGAUGUGAACAUACAUCCGACAAAACGAGAGGUAAGCCUUCUGAAUCAGGAAGUUGUAAUUGAGAAGAUACAGUCAGAAGUUGAACUGCAAUUAACAAAUUCCAACGAGACAAGAAUAUUUGAAGAACAGCCCUCCCCCUCAGUUGCUGCAGUAACACGCAAAGAUACCCAUUUUGGUCCCUCAGCUUCAGGAGGUGCAACUACAGCAUCAAAGUCACAGAAAGUUCCAGUAAGAAAGAUGGUUAGAACUGAUUCAUCGGACCCUGCAGGAAGGUUGCAUGCAUACAUGCAAGUUAAGCCCUCAACCCAGCUGGAAAGAAAUGCUAGUUUGAAUUCUGUAAGGUCUUCUAUCAGACAGAGGCGAAAUCCUAAGGAGAGUGCAGAUCUUACAAGCAUUCAGGAGCUUAUUGAUGAAAUUGAUAAUAGCUAUCAUUCUGGCCUGCUUGAAAUCGUCAGAGGCUGCACUUAUGUUGGAAUGGCAGAUGAUGUUUUCGCAUUGCUACAGUAUCAGACUCAUCUUUAUCUAGUAAAUGUAGUAAACUUGAGCAAGGAACUCAUGUACCAGCAAGUCCUGCGUCGUUUUGCUCAUUUUAACGCUAUACAAUUGAGUGAUCCUGCGCCACUGCCUGAGUUAAUAAUGCUGGCACUGAAAGAGGAAGAUACUGAUGCAGAUGGCAGUGACAAUGAUGAUCUGAGGAAAAAAAUUGCCGAGAUGAAUACUGAGCUACUGAAGGGAAAAACUGAAAUGCUGGAGGAGUAUUUCUGCAUUUAUAUCGACCCCCAAGGCAAUCUGUCUAGGCUUCCUGUCAUACUUGAUCAGUACACACCUGACAUGGAUCGCGUUCCUGAAUUUGUUCUUUGUCUCGGCAAUGAUGUUAACUGGGAGGAUGAGAGAAGUUGCUUUCAAACAAUCUCAGCUGCUCUUGCAAAUUUCUAUGCCAUGCAUCCGCCUAUUUUGCCAAACCCGUCGGGUGAUGGCUUACAACAUUAUCGAAGAAAACCUGUCGUAGUAUCACUUGAUGAAGAACUGAACAGAUCUGAUACUAUAGAGGGUGGGGACAAUGAGAUUGAACAUGAAUUACUUGCAGAGGCAGAGACAGCCUGGGCACAACGCGAAUGGUCUGUGCAGCACAUCCUAGUUCCUGCUAUGAGACUAUUUCUUAAACCCCCUAAAUCAAUGGCUAACAACGGGACAUUUGUACAGGUAGCUUCAUUGGAGAAGCUCUACAAAAUAUUUGAAAGAUGCUAAUGGAACCAGCUUGAAUAUCUUGGCAAAGGUCAGAAAUGAAGUUUAUAUGAUAGUAUUUUAUGCCAUCUGUUAUUGUGUAGUUGUACAUAUUAACAUACAGUUUAGCAGACGUCAUCUGAAGUUUGUAUAUGCUGAUUACUUAGGAAUUUCAACUAAUGCUUUAGACUUUCCAUGUGAAAAUGUUUCAAGAGUAUCAAAAUCAAAAUCUGCUCCACUAAUUAGUGAUUUUUGGCCGAAUUCAA
Molecule: messenger RNA, 2623 nt
Organism: Beta vulgaris subsp. vulgaris (sugar beet)
Lineage: Eukaryota; Viridiplantae; Streptophyta; Magnoliopsida; Caryophyllales; Amaranthaceae
Product: DNA mismatch repair protein MLH1
Exons: 16
Coding region: 108-2381 (757 amino acids)
Biological process (GO): mismatch repair
Cellular component (GO): MutLalpha complex
Molecular function (GO): ATP binding; ATP hydrolysis activity; ATP-dependent DNA damage sensor activity
Source: RefSeq, a predicted model, not a curated record